This is a messenger RNA of Petromyzon marinus (sea lamprey), 4855 nucleotides long. Its product is annotated as hepatic triacylglycerol lipase-like. Gene Ontology annotation, biological process: lipid catabolic process. The record is from RefSeq and is a predicted model, not a curated record. Gene Ontology annotation, molecular function: apolipoprotein binding; lipoprotein lipase activity. NCBI's taxonomy places the organism in Eukaryota, Metazoa, Chordata, Hyperoartia, Petromyzontiformes, Petromyzontidae.
AUGUAUUCUCUUCCCUUUUCGCUCUACGAUUGUGCGUUUUAGUUUCCAAACGUGUUUCGUAUAAACAAGUCCUAUUUGUGUGCCCUCACGUGGCUUGUCUAAAUGGCAGUUUUAUUAAAGCUCUACAUUCAGAGGUAAAUCCUGUGACGUGGCAACACUGGCAUCAACUAAAAAACACACACAGGGAGGGUUACUAUAGUUCAUAUUUUUGGACCGCCCUAGACCCACAGCUCUAAUCCAAUGGUAGCGUUGCCCCAAAGCAAGUGCCCCGUACGAAUGGGGGUCUGAUGAUCCUCUCCUCUUGGGGUGGGUGUGUAAAACCACAGUUCUCUGGCCCGGCUGUCAGAUGCACUCGUGCUCUCACCCUGCAACAUCACGCAAAGCAAUCCCCGGAGCGUCACACAGGAUAUAGUAUUGCUUAACUGAAGUCAACACAAGCCAUAAGAUAUACAUUGAUAUACAAAAAAACCCACAAUACAUUGCAAACGAUUCGUUUGAAUUUGACUAAAUCAUCAAAAAGACUACAUUUCCAAGAUGAACAUGAGGACUACUGUGGUGUGUUUAUUUUUGUUAUGCUUAUUAAAGACCGGGACAGCAAACGUGAACAGCAGUGCCUCGGGAAUUUCAGGCAUCUUGACCAAGCUCUUCCCAGAUGCCCCUGCGUUCAUGGGCAGCAUCAUCGGUGUUCCAGCCGAACCGAACACCAACUUUUUUCUGAAGAGAGGAAGUGAGGAGGACGAUGGCUGCCUCCUCGUGCUGGAGAACCCUGUGUCCCUUGAUGCGUGCGAGUUCAAUGCGUCAGCUAAGACCUUCUUCAUCAUUCACGGGUGGUCGAUGAGCGGCGUGCUGGAGCCGUGGGUGCCCAAGCUGGCCGUGGCGCUCUACAACAACGACCAGAGCGCCAACGUGGUGGUGGUGGAGUGGCUGGGGCGCUCACGGCUUCACUACCCGCUGGCCGUGCAGAACACGCGCGUCGUGGGCAAGGACAUCGCCGCCUUCGUCGACUGGCUGCACAAGCAGACCAACGUGUCGCUGGAGAAAAUACACUUCCUAGGGUACAGCCUUGGUGCUCAUGUCGCCGGAUUUGCUGGCAGCUUCAUCACAAGUCCUGGCAAAAUCGGCCGAAUUACUGGCCUGGACCCGGCGGGGCCGGCCUUCGAGGGAAUGCUCGACGACGAGCGGCUGUCCCCGAACGACGCGCACUUCGUGGACGCAGUGCACACGUUCACGCGGGGCACCCUGGGGCUCAGCAUCGGCAUCCAGCAGCCUGUGGCUCACGCCGACUUCUACCCCAACGGAGGCCACUUCCAGCCGGGCUGCGUGUUCACCAACGCCUACAAGAACAUCGCCGACCUGGGAUUCAUGGGCAUCGUGGAGACUGUGAAGUGUGAGCACGAACGCUCCAUCCACCUGUUCAUCGACUCGCUGCUGCACCCCGACCAGCAGAGCGUGGCCUAUCGCUGCACCGACAUGGGCCGAUUUGAGCGCGGCAUGUGCCUCAGCUGCGGCGGACACCGCUGCAACCGAAUGGGCUACGGUGUGGAGCGCGUGCGGCCCAGGCGCAGCCACAGGCUCUUCCUCCGCACCAGUGCCGUGAUGCCGUUCAAGGUUUAUCACUACCAGCUGAAGGUCCACUUGAUGGGGCUCACCGAGAAGGUCGAGGAGUUUUUGGAACCGGCGCUGAGCGUCUCGCUCUUUGGCACCAAAGGAGAGGCAAACGACCUCAAAAUGUCCACGGUAGAGAAGGUCAGUCCGAACCGAACCUACUCAUUCCUCGUGACGACGGACGUGGAGGUGGGAGAUCUGCUGCAAAUCCGCAUACGCUGGGACAAGACGAGCACCUGGGGCAGUGUCUGGCAGCAGAUGAAAGUUAUUCUGCCGUGGGCGCAAGGAAAGGGCAAAUACGGGAACCAGCUGCUCUUGCGCAAGAUUCGCGUCAAGUCGGGCGAGACGCAGCAGAGGCUUGCGUUCUGCUCGAGCGACUUCAACAAAGUGGAGCUGAGUCCCGAAUUGGAGCAGACCUUCCAGAGGUGUCGAGAGGAGUGGGUUCGGCCUCGCCGUCGGCAUGCCAGAUCUGUCUGAAGGAGAGAUUCAAUGUCAUCCAAGAAAACACGAACUGAGAAGGCUCACGGUGAAGAAUGGAGAAAAAAUGCACGGAGAGGUCAAGUUGAGUUUAACCCCGCCGGGAGCACAGCACACCUUUUUAAAAGCCACCAAAGACUCGCCAACAUCAAAAUUAAACUGCAUUUUUACUUUGAACCGUACUUCGAAACUACAAUACAAACCUGUCAUCCAUAACCGCUUUGCCCAUGGCUAGCAUAGCAUAGUAUUACUGAACGAAUGUAUAUAAACACACACACCUGGAGCCUUAAGUAAGGACAGCCAGAUAUUAACCAAUAUGGUUGGUGGGAGGCAUGCUGUCUUCUCCAUGCAUGCUCUUGCAACUAUAUUGAGUUUGCCUAUUCAUUUGCAGAAUUACAUUGUGCCAAUGACACGGGAAAAAGGGGGCAGACUCGCUCAUGUGAGCUUGCAGAACAAAAGGCAAACAUCUUCCAAAUGGAAUGGCCAAGCCACUUUCAAUUUCUAAUAAUUUAGAGGCAGAAUAAUUUCAACAAAUCAUCCCCAUGUGGGUGUGCCCACCAGACGAAUUGAGCAACCACCUUAUUAUAAAGAAGGCUGUGCUGUAUUUAAAUUGACUUGGUAAAUUAUGUGAUGCCCAUAUUUACAGUGUCGGAAAAAUAUUAAUAACCAAUUGCAUAAAAUAAAACAUACGAAUCAGAUAUCGAUGAAUGAACAGUCUUAACGAAUUUGGUGACUUAAUUUACAGCAACAAGGACCUGGAUUUAUCAAAUACCUUGAUUCAUUUAUACUGAAAUUUAUUUUGUUAAAUUAAUGUUUGAUUAAUAAUUGUGGUACGAAAUGCUAAAAAUCAGCCAACAUAGUUUUAAGCCAAAAUGUUAAUGUUAUUAAUUAAUACUUCUCCCGGUGCAGUCAAAGUAAAUGUGAUAUAAAUGCUAUUUAAUAACGGACACCACAUAUUUCAAAGAUCCAAAACACAUUUGCCGUAGUACAGGAUUAGCAAUUCCAAUUACCGUCCUGAUGAGUGGCAGCUGGCAUCGCAAACGUGGACAACCAGAAUCUGCCCGUCAAACACAGCACUCGAUGACGCCUCCUCUCUCCAAGUCAGUAUCAACAAUUCUACUGGCAAUAGAGCAUCAUGUCCCAUGUUAACGCCAUUGCACGUUAUCAUUGGUCUUGCCUCCCGAUUGUCUUUGAGCUCCCUUCUUAAGUAUAGUGUUGUAUUCACCGUAAGAGCUAUCUGCCAUCCAAUUAAUUCUUACAACCCGACAUUAAUUUCUUUCUUAAGAUUGUCUUUGUUCACUGUGCUCGAAUGCCUUGAAGGCUUCCAAGGGCUACAGACAGUUCAUAUUCCUAUGUCAGUCACUAUUGUUCAAGUCCAGUUGGGUGCACAUUCCUAAUAACGAUGUGAAACAAUGUACAUUAACUGCAUGCACUGAAUUAUGAAUGAGAAAAUAUGGACUGUAUCCUUACCUUGACAUGGGCAAUGCUUGUGCUGGCACGUAACGAUAUUAAAAUAAAUGAUUUUAUCUUCAAAGACUAUUAAUGGUAAUACAAUUGUUUGUUUGCAGAAAAAAGUGUAUUUAAAAAAAAUUGCAACCGUGAACUGAUGUUUGCCCAGAUAGCGGUGUGGUAGAAGCUUUAUGAAAUAUAUGCAAACGUACGCCGUUCGGGUCUUAUUGGACUUGCUGUGAUGUACCGUGGAACUGCUGCGCUCCUCACUGUGAAGGGGCAUUGCCUGCAAAUAACAAUUAACAGUGCCACCUGCAGCCACAUCGCUCAUUCGGGAAGUGUGUUAUUCACAAGAGUACCAUUUGUGCCAAAGUAAAGCAUUCACAUAUAGCCAGCAUCUCCUUCGUCUAUGAAUAGUGAAAGGCAGAAUGCUGUCUCUGGUGUAGGUAAAUCAGUUUCAAAGACAAUGUAUAUAUAAUUAUCAGAGCAUGUUUGUUUGCAUGUUCACUACAAGUACGUGUGGUUAAUGCAGACUUAAUUCCUUGCAAAAGGUUUAUAUUUGGUGUUUGAACAUCUUCACACCUGUUUUAUUGCCAGAAAGGGGUAAAACCUAUUCUUAUUUUUCAUAAUAGUGACAGGCAAUUACAUGUUUUUUUUAAAAGACACUCCUGUUACCACACAAACACCGGAGCUCCAAGCACAAUGUGUAAUGUUACAAAUACUAUUAAAAAAUGCAUUGAAAAUGUGUCACUCAUUUCGCAAAGGCUCCAUGAAGAUAUGUUCUUAGCCAGAAAACAUACGAUCAAAUUAUCAUGUGUGAUUUAAUAAACAAUGUAUUAUUUAUUUUGUUUCAUAUUGGGCCUUAUUCAUGUGCACAUUUUUUACCAGCUUGGUUGGUUAGUGAGGCAUAUCAACAGAGGGGGCAUUAUCUCGUCUGGUAAUCACAUUGAAUCGAUGUGCUCGUCGUUUGGUUAAUUGCCCUGUUAUUAAAGGUCAUCACGUACAAUUGCAGUUCCACUGCUCAUUUUUAAAUACCUUUGCAAAUUAGAAAAAAAAAAUUCCCAUUCUAUUAAAGAAAAUAUUUACAAAAUGUGCUCACUUCCAAUGUAUGUACAUCGUAACAAUACAAUCUGUGCAUCAGACUAAUGAAUCAUUUGCAUCUUCAGCCUGUUUGCAUUUAUUUCGUGCAGCUCCUGGAAACAAAUGUUACAAUAUCUGUCAACACAUUUCAAAAAACGUCAACAUUGUCAGCAGCGUGUAUGUAAUAUUGCACAGUUUUGCUUUCUGGCUUUGUACCAAAAUAAAACGGAAAACAAAAACAUAA